This is a messenger RNA of Corvus hawaiiensis (hawaiian crow), 1711 nucleotides long. RefSeq names its product nuclear transcription factor Y subunit beta (gene NFYB). Bases 475 to 1092 code for a protein of 205 amino acids. Gene Ontology annotation, molecular function: RNA polymerase II cis-regulatory region sequence-specific DNA binding; protein heterodimerization activity; DNA-binding transcription activator activity, RNA polymerase II-specific. Gene Ontology annotation, biological process: regulation of transcription by RNA polymerase II. The record is from RefSeq and is a predicted model, not a curated record. Gene Ontology annotation, cellular component: CCAAT-binding factor complex; nucleus. The transcript has 7 exons. Lineage: Eukaryota; Metazoa; Chordata; Aves; Passeriformes; Corvidae.
CUCCGCGCUCUUUUGUGUCCGCCCGGCCGAGCCCCCUCCCCUCGCCGCGGGAGCGAGGGGCCGGGACCCCCACCACGCCCACGGCCCCGGGCCGGGAGCCGGGCAGCGGGGCCAGAGCGGCCCGGCUCCCCCCGCGCCGUUGUCGGGACCGAAAUUUCCUGGAAGGUUUGGCGGUAUUUUGCAGGGAUAAGGAGCGUAGGGCGAGGCCCCGGGAUGUGGUGCCAGUACCCGGCUGGCCGUGCGGGCGGGAAUGCGAGGCCUUGGUGGGCUGCACAGGGGCCCGGCAGAGGCGCCCGGCCGGCCACGGGCAGGUGCGGCCACCGCGGAAAUCACAGCCAAGGUGACCAACAAUAAAGUUGCUGAUUAACUGAGGACUCGUCGUCUUGUUCCAUUUGUAAACAAGGGGUCACGAUAGACGAGUUACCUCUCGAACAGAUGUGAGCUGCGUGCCAGGAAGGUUCGGAGGCUGUUGGUAUGGAUGGUGACAGCUCCACAACAGAUGCUUCUCAGUUAGGAAUUGCUGGAGAUUACAUUGGUGGCAGUCACUAUGUGAUACAGCCUCAUGAUGACACAGAAGACAGCAUGAAUGAUCACGAAGAUACAAAUGGCUCAAAAGAGAGUUUUAGAGAACAAGAUAUAUAUCUUCCAAUUGCAAAUGUGGCAAGGAUAAUGAAAAAUGCCAUACCCCAAACAGGAAAGAUUGCUAAGGACGCAAAGGAAUGUGUACAAGAGUGUGUAAGUGAAUUCAUCAGCUUUAUAACAUCAGAAGCAAGUGAGAGGUGUCACCAAGAGAAAAGAAAGACCAUCAAUGGAGAGGAUAUUCUCUUUGCCAUGUCUACCUUGGGGUUUGAUAGCUAUGUUGAACCUCUGAAGUUAUACCUCCAAAAAUUCAGAGAGGCAAUGAAAGGAGAAAAGGGAAUUGGGGGAACAGUUACAACUGCAGACGGUCUAAGUGAGGAGCUCACAGAAGAAGCAUUUACUAACCAGUUGCCAGCAGGCUUAAUAACCACAGAUGGCCAACAGCAGAACGUUAUGGUCUACACAACAUCAUAUCAACAGAUCUCUGGUGUUCAACAAAUUCAGUUCUCAUGAUUUCGAAGAAAACUUUCCAUCUGGGAACGUGAGACAGAAAACCUGUGCAACUCUAACGAAGAGACAGUUUUAAUGACUGGUGAAGAGAUUUAUCUCUUUGUAUAUUAAAUAGCUGUAAUGUAGCUACUAGAAGCUUGACUAAUUGAGGUGUGAGUUCUGACUCAAAUCUUUUUCAUGAUGAUUUUAAAGAAAUAAUUGGAUUUUAAAGGUAUUAAAGUAUUUUUGUUUUGUACAAGAGUUUGUUGCUCUGUAUAACUCCUGUAUGCAUUGUAUAUUGCAAUUUAUUACUGUCAGAGAUUUGUAGACAGUUUCUUAUUUUCAUAUUGAAUCAUGUUACUUUUGUAAUUCAGGUAAACAGCUGGGUUAAUUCAUGUUUACCCUUUGAAUAAAAUUGUAAGGGUAAAGUUCAUUUUUGAAUGCAAGUUGCCUUUAUUAUAAAGAUUGAGUUAGUCUUGGUUAUGUAACUUGUCUUGCAUGACAACCUCAACUAACUUUACAUGUCAGCUUAUUUAUUGAAAUUUUGAAAGGGACUUUUUCCUCAUGAAACUAGCAGCUCAAAAGAAUUGCUACAAUUGUUUUUUCUAAUGUAACUUCUGAAUUAAAGGUUAAUCAAAACCAA